This is a messenger RNA of Laetiporus sulphureus 93-53, 1420 nucleotides long. RefSeq names its product tryptophan synthase beta subunit-like PLP-dependent enzyme. The record is from RefSeq and is a predicted model, not a curated record. Gene Ontology annotation, molecular function: L-serine ammonia-lyase activity; threonine deaminase activity. Lineage: Eukaryota; Fungi; Basidiomycota; Agaricomycetes; Polyporales; Laetiporaceae. Gene Ontology annotation, biological process: L-threonine catabolic process; L-serine catabolic process. The transcript has 6 exons. The coding region runs from base 93 to 1226 and encodes 377 amino acids.
GCUUACGUGUGAUGGCCGAUCCUGAUGACUCGUAGCAUUAACAGAACCAUCAUACGUCAAGAGCGAACGAGACAGAAAGCGGCUGCUAAGUCAUGGCCGAUGCAGACAGAGACCCUGAAAAGCUCUGGCUCGAAACGCCUCUGGUGCACUCUCCGCACAUAUCCGCGAGGCUGGGAUGUAACGCCUAUCUAAAGCUAGAGACCCUCCAACCAUCGCAAUCCUUCAAGUACCGCGGUAUAUCCUACUUCAUCCAAGACGCGGUCCGAAAGCACGGCCACGGCAUCCACCUCAUCGCCGCGUCCAGCGGAAAUGCAGGCCUCGCUGUCGCUUGCGUGAGCAAACGGCUGGGGGUGCGAUGCACGGUGUAUCUGCAUGAAGGCGUCAGCACAUCUACGAUCGAGUUCUUGCGGCGAGAAGGGGCGGAGGUUGUUUCUGUAGGCACGUGUUACCUGCACGCCCGCAGGAAGGCUGAGGAAGCUGUCAAAUUGAAUACAAAUGCGGUGAUGGUGCCGCCGUACGACGACCCCCUAGUGUGGGCAGGCCACGGAUCGAUGAUUGCAGAGAUCGCCCGCCAGCUCCCAGCGGGAACCAAGCCCGAUGCUGUCUUCUGCAGCGUCGGCGGAGGAGGGCUGGCCGGAGGCAUAAUGUACGGCUGCAAAUCUAUUGGAUGGGAUGACGUGCUCCUCGUCGCAUUGGAGCCAACCGGCUCCAACUGCUUUUACCAGUCGCUCGCUGCCAACGCUGGAGCAUGGCCGGUAUCCAGCACUCUUCCGGAAGACACCCGCGUAGAGCAUAAUGGCAUUCACAACGUGGAAGUAGCUCACCUAUCCAAGCUGACUUCCCGAGCCACUUCUCUCGGAGCUUCCUCUCCCGCGGCUGCAGUCGUGAAGAUGGCACUGGAGAGAAGCGGAGGUGUCGAAAGCGUGUGCGUGCCUGACGAGAUGAUUAUGCAAGCUGCACUUCUCUUUGCAGAAGAGCACAAGAUGCUGGCGGAGCUUGCUUGCUCGGCCACGCUCACCCCUGCAUACAAAUCGGAUUUAUUCAACAAGCUUUUACCGCGGCCGUCAACGGCGACGCCGAGAACGGCGGUCUUCAUAGUCUGUGGUGGGUUCAAGAUUUCGUUGGAGGAGAUGGAAGAGUACAAGAAGCUUCUUGAGGCAGACGCAGGGCGCGGUGGACAGUGGACAGUGCUGUGCAAUGGCGAGCAAUGGAACGUGGAGAAAUGAGACAGAGUAGUGGUACAAUAGCAGGCGUAUCGAGCAGGAAAGCUAUAACAAUGCAUGAUAGAUAUGUAUGUUGCUGCAUAUUGGUGAUACACGGACCAUUUCUUGUGCAAACGAGCGCCGAACUCCUUUUCGCUAAUCACAGAAGACGCUCGCUCGUACUGGACUCUGAAGCAGCAGACGCCUCUCUCCGCCGU